AUGUCCCAACCAAACCCACCGCCAUUGCCAAACCUGUCGCCGCCGCCAAAGGCCCACAUGCUGCACCGUGAUGCCCAGAUCCCUUCUCCACCCUGCUCGUCCACCGCACCAACACUUCCCGGCACUCCGCGAUCCACCACCCCACCAACAACAGCGCCACCACCCAUCCUCGUCCCCGCGCUCGCGGUGCGGCGCGACAUUCGCUCGCGCAUGCCGUCCCCCAUCGCGCGCUUCCUGGGCCACCGGCCACACGGCGCGAAACCGCCGUUCAAGCCACUGCCGUUCCCGCCGUUCAGCUGGCUGCGCCACAUGCCGCUCAAGUACGAGGUGUGGCUGCUGAGCUGCAUCGGCGCGUUUGUGUCCAUUGCGCUCAUCGAGGCCGUGAUGGCGUCCGCCGGCGGGUUCGCAGACACGGACACGGUGCUCAUUACCGCGUCGUUUGGCGCGUCGGCCGUGCUGACGUUUGCGACGAUUGACUCGCCGCUCGCGCAGCCGCUCCACCUCGUCGGCGGGCAGGUCGUGUGUGCCGUGGUCGGAGUGUGUGUCACGCGCCUGUUCCACCUGGCUCCAGGGUACACUGUGCCGUCCGAGACGACGCAUGUGGGCGACCUGCACCAGCUGGUGUGGAUCAACGGCGCGCUCAGCAUGGCCCUCGCCGUCGUCGCCAUGCAGGCCACGGGGACCGUCCACCCGCCCGGCGGCGCGACGGCGCUCAUUGCCAGCGUCCAGCCCGCCGUCAUCGCCAUGUCCUGGCGCUACAUCUACAUUGUGCUCAUUUCAGCGCUGCUCAUGUUGGGUUGGGCCAUGGUCAUUAACAACGUCGGACGCAGACGAUACCCGGCCUACUGGUUCCACGGCACCCACGUUUUCGUGCACGCCAAGCCCAAGGACCGCGAGGAGACCGAGGACGACGUACAGAUGGCCGCUGUGGAGGGCCGCAAUGCGGGCUUUGCAGCCAUGGAGCGCGCGCUCAGCCGCUCAUGGGACGGAUCCAACGAGGCCUCGCCGCAAGAGUCCCGCCGAGGAUCCAGCUUUGGCGGGCGCCGCAUACAGUCGAUGGUGUGA
Molecule: messenger RNA, 1065 nt
Organism: Apiotrichum porosum
Lineage: Eukaryota; Fungi; Basidiomycota; Tremellomycetes; Trichosporonales; Trichosporonaceae
Exons: 2
Coding region: 1-1065 (354 amino acids)
Source: RefSeq, a predicted model, not a curated record